Molecule: messenger RNA, 1814 nt
Organism: Melozone crissalis (California towhee)
Lineage: Eukaryota; Metazoa; Chordata; Aves; Passeriformes; Passerellidae
Gene: IFT27
Product: intraflagellar transport 27
Exons: 8
Coding region: 67-627 (186 amino acids)
Cellular component (GO): Golgi apparatus
Molecular function (GO): GTP binding; GTPase activity
Source: RefSeq, a predicted model, not a curated record
GUUGCCAAGGCCUCGGCUCAGCGCGGUGGCGGUCCCGCCGCCGCCGUCCGGGCGCGGGCCGGCGCGAUGGUGAAGCUCGCUGCCAAGUGCCUGCUGGCAGGAGAUCCAGCUGUGGGUAAGAGUGCUUUAGCCCAGAUGUUUCGCAGUGAUGGGGGUCAUUUUCAGAAGAACUACACACUAACAGCGGGCAUAGAAUUGUUGGUGAAGGCUGUAUCAGUUCCAGAGACAAGUGAUAGUGUGGAAUUCUUCAUUUUUGACUCUGCAGGAAAAGAUCUAUUUUCUGAAAUGCUGGAGAAACUGUGGGAGCAGCCCAACGUCCUGUGCCUUGUGUAUGAUGUCACUAAUGAGCAAUCCUUUGACAACUGUAACAAAUGGUUGGAGAAGCUGAGGGCUCAAGCAGUUGGGAUGCACAUCCCAGGUGUCUUAGUGGGGAAUAAAACAGACCUAGCUGAUCGUCGAGUUGUGGAGCAGGAACAAGCACAGGAGUGGGCUGAGAAACAUGGCCUGGAAUACUGUGAGAUGUCAGUGAAGGAAAUGAAAAAUUUUGAGGCCCCUUUCCACAUCCUGGCAAAGUUAUUCCACCAACUGUACAAAGAGAAAGUGGAAACUUUUCACUCACUAGCCUGACUGAAUCUGUUUCUUUCCUUCGGCGUGGCUCAUUGUCCCUGCCUGGUGGGAGCUGUGUCGCGUCCAACCGCUGUCACUUGGUGACGCAGUGCCCUCUGCUGGUCCCAGGUCACAGGAGUUCUCCAGAGGCUGCCACCUCCCUUGAAGUGAGCAGGAAGGGCUUCCUGCAGGCACAUCCAAACUGGCUUAGCUGCAAAAUGGAGUGAAAUUGCAAGAAUACCUUUUCUAUUCUAAAGAUGAAUCUAAAACUUACAAAAAAUUACCUUUUCUUCUUCAUGUCUUUAUCAUCUUACAUAUUGUUGUGUCAUUUCUGUCAGCUGAAUUUGGCAAUACUGUUCUGAUUAGGUUCAGCUCUCAAUCUCAAAAUCAGAGUCCUCUUAUUAAAGUCUCUCUGCUUGUCAUUGAAUUUCAGAUAAAAGACCACGGUUCUGAUGUUGCUAGUGGAAACAGAACUAAGGAAAUGAAAGACAGCCUGGCUAAGUUACUCUGACUCAGCUGUGUCUGGCUAGAAGUUUCAUAUUAGAAAGGGUAAAAGCCUAGAGAGAGUUGCUCUAUUGUGUGGAGUACUGAUGUUCCAUGUGUAGAGUCCUUGCUAAUGCAGUAUGCAAAAGCAUCUGUGGUAAGGCACUGCCUUGUAACUGAGCCUAACACCAAGAGUUUCAAAAAUUUAACCACUAUCUUCCCGAUUAUGGUAGACUCCCUUGGGCAAGGGAAACUGAGUUUUGUAAAGACUGAGCACUGAGUGAUUUUUCAGGCAGCCUUUUCAGGAAUCUGUGUUUCAAGACUUCAAUAUGUGUGGUUUAUAAUCAUCUUUAUGCCCAGUGCUAGGAAAUGUACAUUAAAUUGAAUGUAAGAAAUAUGGCUGCAGAUGUUGUAGCAGACUUUAUGAAGCACUUCAAUAAUCUGGAGAAGCAGUGGCCUCAUUUCACUGGCAACAGUGUGUUGAUGCUGAGAACUCACUAGGGAGCAUGAAUACCAGUUAAAGAGGAUGAGUAGCAGCUCAAUCUAAAAGAAGUAAAAACAAGAGGUUCUUUUGCUAAAAGCCAACUCAGAAAUGACUGAACAAGCUGGGAAAGCUCCUGCUUUCCCCAAACAAGGAAGGAGUCCUGUAUGGACUUAGGGUAACUGGAAGACUCACUCUUUUUGAACCGGAUUCGCAUUACUGGCAUUUGUAUCUAGCACGGGUU